Molecule: messenger RNA, 2433 nt
Organism: Tetrahymena thermophila SB210
Lineage: Eukaryota; Ciliophora; Oligohymenophorea; Hymenostomatida; Tetrahymenidae
Product: CCT motif protein
Exons: 1
Biological process (GO): regulation of flower development
Molecular function (GO): protein binding
Source: RefSeq, a predicted model, not a curated record
AUGGACACAGAAUAAACUGCCUCUUCGAUAUUUAAUGAUCCUCACCUGCUUAUGUUUAUGCAAGCAUUAGAAUAAGUUAACCAAUAGCAAUAAUAGAACUCUUUGUCCAGUGCAGGUUAGGCUAAUCAACAAGGAUAAUAAUAGUAGUAGCUACAAUCUUAGCAAACAAAUGCAUCAUCUGCAGCAACUUUAGAAUAGAUCUUACAUCAGGUAAGCAUCCUGCAAGCAUUUUAGGAGCUCGCAAACCAAUAAAAUGCAGGUAACGUCCUUGAUUCCAUGAUGAUUCAAGAGGAUGAUUAAGAAGAAGAGGCUGUAUCUGAUUAGAAUACAGUUCAGUAGCAUUUAUAGCAUCAAGCUAAUAAUUAAUUUACCUCUUCAAAGAGAACUCAUUCUCCUGCCAUUAAUUCCUUAUAAACCUUCAAUUCAUAGUAAAAUUACAGCAAUAAUAGCAGUAAAGAGGAAUAAAAGUUCAUGCAAAAUUCCCAUCUCCUUCAAGUCGCUGAUUCUAAAUUUGAAAAAUAAAAUAAUGUGUAAAAUAACGGGAUAAAGAAUACUAUUUUAUCUUCACCUUCACUCACUUCAGUGAAUCUUUCUCUUAACCAAGAAAACAACCAAUAGAACUUAUUAUAAUUAUAAUAAUAAACUUCCCAAAAAGGAAGAGCUAAAAAAGACACUUCAUGUUCUACUAUUCGUAUUAAGUAAGCAUCAGCUUCAUCUCAGAUUGUCGAUGCUCCUCCUACUCCUUCAUAGCUUCCCAUUAUCCCUGAGAUUAUUGUUCCAUCUGCAUCUUCUAAUAUUAAUUCAAAGAAUGCCAUUAAUAAUUCUAAUUUUAAUUAAUCUAAUAACAAUUAAUCAAAUAAUCUUAAUUUAGACCUCGAAUCUUUCAAUUUAGGAAAUAACAUGGACAAUAACAAUGGUGGUGUGUCUGAUGAAAUGCAAUUACUUAGUCUCCUCUCAUCCUGCUUACCUUUAGAAUAAAUUGUUCAGUUAGCAUUGACCAGCACAGCUGGCAACACAAACUAAGACAGUAACCAAACAGCAGCAGCUGCAGCUGCCGCCCUUGCUUUACUUCUUAGCAAUAAUAAUUCUAAUAGCAACAACAAUAGCAAUUAAGGAUUUGCAGAUUCUCUCCAUAAUAACAACGACAGUGGAGACGAAAAUAACUAAAAUUAAGCCUAUUCUAAGUACUCACAUUUGAUGAAUACCCCCACUUCUUCUAAUAUGUAUAAUAGCAACAACAAAACAGCUCUCAACACAUCUAAUGGUACUUAAAAGACUUAGUAAUCAAAGAUCCUCAGUGGAGCUAGCUCAGCAAAUCACUAAAAUUCCAACACAAACUUAUUCUAAAAUAUCACUACCAAUUUGAGUAGCUUCUUUGAAAUGAAUGGAUUUAAUUCUGGUGAAAAGAAAGCUUAGUCUCCAUCUUAUUCUCGUUAGACUUCCACAUUCAUUCCUCACAUUAUCUCCCAUAACAACCAAGGCAAUAACAGUUCCUAAUAGUAGUAGCUCCCCGCCUAACAGCUCAAUUUCUCUCAAAUUGGAAGUAUGUUCAAUUAAAUUGAUCCCACAACUCUCAGCUUUUAAGCCUUAAUGGCUCAACAUAAUGGAAUUGACACACCUGAAGCUCUUCGUCUCCGUGAGUAAAAGCGUCUCGAAAGAUAGCUUAAAAUAGAAAGAUAUAAAAACAAAAGAAGAAAUUGGAUUCGUAAAAUUUCAUAUGACUGUCGCAAGCGUGUUGCUGAUUCUCGUCUGAGAAUUAAGGGCCGUUUUAUUUCAAAGAAAGACAGUGAAAAACUCAAAGAAAAGGGUGAUGACUCUUGUUAACAAAAUGAAAACACCAUGGCCUUAGAAUAGCCUUCUCAAAACGAAUCUAAUAAACAAGACUAUGCUGCUGAUAAUAACGAAUAAAAGCAAUACUUUGAUGAAAACAUAAACCUAUACCACCAAUAGGAAAUGAUUCAACAGUAAUAGAAUGCUCACCAGAAUCCAGAAAUUAUUGAAUACGAAGAAGCAAAUCUCACUGCUUAAAAAGGCUUUGAUGUUUUAAAUGCAGCUUCAUAAUCGAGCAUAGAAAACAAUUAGAAUCCUACUGAAGAGAUUAAUAACACAAACAUUUGUGAAUUAACUUGUGCAGCUGCUAUGAAUCCCAGCAGUAUCUAAAAUUUAAUGAAACCAGAUGUUAUGGAUAAAGUAAAACAAAGAAUCUUAGAUAAGAAACCUCUCUUUUCACUGAUUAGCUCUGAAUCCAAUCGUUUCAUUUAAGAAAUCUAAAACCAAUCUUCAUCUUCUACCUCCUCUUCAUCUACUAACACUUCUACCUCCUCAACAAAAAACGCUCCUAUUAAUGCCGAGAAUAUCAAAAAUAGCUCAUCUAAAAUGAAUCUAGACUAGCACAAAUCAUUGAAAACAGAACAAAAAAUGAUUGAGGCUUGA